Molecule: messenger RNA, 782 nt
Organism: Mya arenaria
Lineage: Eukaryota; Metazoa; Mollusca; Bivalvia; Myida; Myidae
Product: spidroin-2-like
Exons: 2
Coding region: 48-782 (244 amino acids)
Source: RefSeq, a predicted model, not a curated record
AGCAAGGGCUACCGUGGAAAUGUAUCUUGUACCGACUGGACGUGAAAAUGAAUGGUUAUUUGAAGUCCGCAGUUGUUGCCCUUGGCUUCCUGGCGCUGUGUGCCUUUGCAAACGCCGAUGACAGCCGUGGUAGAAGAUCACAACAAGGGUAUCUUCAGAAGUAUCCACACGACCUUGGAACAAGUUACCGCAUACUUGGUAUUGGCAAAAUGCCUUCCGGCUCUGGUAGUUAUGGACACGGAUCCGCUGGCUACGGUAAACAGGGAUUUGGCGGCUACGGACAAGGUUCAAUGAGCUACGGCAUCGGUAAACAGGGAUUUGGCGGCUACGGACAAGGUUCAACGAGCUACGGCAUCGGUAAACAGGGAUUUGGCGGCUACGGACAAGGGUCAACGAGCUACGGCAUUGGUAAACAGGGAUUUGGCGGCUACGGACAAGGGUCAACGAGCUACGGCAUCGGUAAACAGGGAUUUGGCGGCUACGGACAAGGGUCAAUGAGCUACGGCAUCGGUAAACAGGGAUUUGGCGGCUACGGACAAGGUUCAAUGAGCUACGGCCUCGGUAAACAGGGAUUUGGCGGCUACGGACAAGGUUCAAUGAGCUACGGCCUCGGUAAACAGGGAUUUGGCGGCCACGGACAAGGUUCAAUGAGCUACGGCCUCGGUAAACAGGGAUUUGGCGGCUACGGACAAGGUUCAAUGAGCUACGGCCAUGGUGGGCAGGGCUUUGGUGGCUACGGACAAGGUUCAAUGAGCAUCGGACACGGUAAACAGACGUACUGA